GUUGUACUUCAACCAUACAUCACUGUUUUAACAAUCGACUUUUCCUGCACCACUGACAGUCUGCUGGUUCAUUUGCCUUCAAGUACAGUUAUGGCAGAUAUCAGCAGAACUGAAAAGCUUCAGCUGCACGCCCCAGAUUUAGAGGAACUGCGUGGUGUAUUACAAGCAGGACUGGAGGACAACUUUGCUGAAGUUCAGGUGAGUGUUGUGGAGUGCCCAGAUCUCACCAAAGAGCCCUUCCAGUUUCCUGUCAAAGGCUUGUGUGGAAAUCCUCGCAUCACUGAUGUCGGUGGUGUGCCGUACCUCGUCCCCUUGGUUCAGAAACACAAGGAAUACAACAUGAACACCAUCUCAAAGGAGCUGGAGCUGCCAGGAGCCUUCAUCCUCGGGGCCGCAGGUGCUCCCUCCAGAAUUGUUGGAAUGAAUGCAGAGCUGAUGCCUCUGGUUCUCACUGAAGCGGAGGGAAGGCCUGCAGUGAACAGCAGCUACUUCUCCUCCAUCAAUCCAGCCAAUGGCCAGUGUCUGCAAGAAAAAUACAGUGACAAAUUCUCUGACUGCAACUUUGGACUGCUGGGCAAUCUGUACGCUUGUGAAGGGAAGUCUGGAAAGGUCAUAGAGGUGCGGGCCAAGAAGAGAACAGGAGGCCACAGUCUUGUGACGGCCUUGAGGAACACCCUUGAAGGUCACUACCCUGAUAAAAGCCUGGCUCUGGGUGGCACGUUCAUCAUUCAGAAAGGGAAAGCUAAAAUCCACAUCAUGCCAAGAGAGUUCUCGGUCUGCCCCCUCAACACCAAUGAUGAAGUCAACAACUGGCUCAAGCACUUUGAGGUCAGCGCCCCACUCAUCUGCCAGUCAGUGCUGGUAUCCAGAGACCCUGGUUUGGACCUGCGCGUGGAGCACACCCACUGCUUCAGCCACCACGGAGAAGGUGGCCACUACUACAUAGACACCACACCUGACCAGGUGGAGUACCUGGGCUACUUCGUGCCUGCAGAGUUUGUCUACCGCAUCGACAGGCCCAAAGAGACGCAUGGAGUUGGACGAGACUGAAACUAAAAUUUUACAAUGAAAAUGAUAACUUUGCAUCAUUUAUGUGGAUCUUUGCUCUUAAAUCACAUCUCUAAAAGGUCUACAUUUCUUAUAAACAAAAUCACUACAUUUCAUGUAAUAAAAACAAUAUUGAAUUUC
Molecule: messenger RNA, 1188 nt
Organism: Siniperca chuatsi (mandarin fish)
Lineage: Eukaryota; Metazoa; Chordata; Actinopteri; Centrarchiformes; Sinipercidae
Gene: bkgd
Product: linkage group 14 C11orf54 homolog
Exons: 8
Coding region: 91-1050 (319 amino acids)
Cellular component (GO): nucleus
Molecular function (GO): hydrolase activity, acting on ester bonds; zinc ion binding
Source: RefSeq, a predicted model, not a curated record